AUGAACGGACCACGUCCUUCGACUCGCGUGUUCCUGUCUGAUCUCACAACCCUACCGACGGACACAAAGAUCCGCUUCCUCGGCUGUGUGACAAGGUAUACUGUGGCAACAGGACACUUGAACCUGGAACACAAUUAUCCACGAAGCAAGACAAGCCCAAGCGCGGUCUCUGUGGACAUUACGGGGAUCCUGGAAGACGUCACUGCGGAAGCACUGCGCAUUGGCACCUGGCUGAAUGUUCUGGGCUAUGUCAGAGAAAUUGAGCCAAUACAACCAACAUCAUCAUUCUCGUCGAAUUCUGGAGAUGCCAUGCGGCAAUCUACGAUCGACCCUCGACCUGUCUACAUCGAGGCUAUCAUGGUCUUCGCCGCUGGGGCCAUCGCAGUGGGAGAAUACGAGCGUAUCCUGCGCAGCUCUCAAGAUGUGGAACAGAUGAUUAAGUUGAAUAGCUAG
This is a messenger RNA of Penicillium olsonii, 453 nucleotides long. NCBI's taxonomy places the organism in Eukaryota, Fungi, Ascomycota, Eurotiomycetes, Eurotiales, Aspergillaceae. The record is from the annotation of a GenBank genome assembly.